CUCUACCUGUAGGUUGCAGGGUUUCCGAAAUAAAAAGAAAUGACAAUUUUCCUUCUCAGUCUGGUGGCAAAGGGAAAGGAAAGCCGCCACGCAGGCCUCGUUUGCUGCGUGUGAAAUGCGUGUGUUCUUUAAAAGGCAGUGGUUGGCUGCUUAUCCGGACAUGAUGUGGUUGAAGCUGUCAUCGUAAUGGAAAUUCAUUGCUGUAGCUAUGGUAAAUUGAGUUUUCUGCCUGUGCUGAAUGCAUUAGUCUAAUGAGAUGUUUGCAGCUGGAGAGCUGAGCUGCUGGAGACUUACACUGUGCUAAAAGACAGGGAGAAGAUGGCUUUUGCUGGGUCCUUGUGACUGUGCUGAAAGUCCUCUGUCCUUUGGGUCCCAAUGCCCAGGCUCUCUAAAGACUCUGCUCAGUGUCUUAGCCUAAGCAAUAGGGCAGAUGAGCCACCCACCGUGCCUGGACCCCAGCCUGGCUGCUGGGGAGAUGCAGUCCCCCAGGAUGGCAGGGAAGAAGCGAGGGCGGCCCCCUCUCCAGCCAGCACCCAUCAAAAUGGCUGUUCACAACCUCUUCUCAGCACCACCAGGUGCUCUGCCAGCCAUGAAGAUCCCAAAGAAGAGAGGGAGAAAACCUGGGCACAAGCUGAAGUCUCGUGUCCUGAUGACUCCUUUGGCAAUCUCUCCUCCGAGAAGCACGCCGGAGCCGGACAUUAGCUCAAUCCCCCAGGAUGCAGCUACGGUACCCAACUCGGACACCCCACAGGCUCUCACAGUCUGCAUUUAUGUCAACAAGCAAGCAAACCUGGGGCCGUACCUGGACAGAAAGAAGGUGCAGCAGCUGCCGGAGCACUUUGGCCCCGAGCGGCCGGCGGCGGCCCUGCAGCAAGCAGUGCAAGCCUGCAUCGACUGUGCCCUCCAGCCAAAGGUGGUCUUCUCCCUCAUCAGGCAGGGCUACGGAGGAGAGAUGGUGUCAGUUUCAGCUUCUUUUGAGGGGAAGCAGCAUCUCCAGAGCCUGCUGGUCGUGAACAGCAUCGGGUACGUCCUGCGCUUCCUGAAGAAGCUGUGUCGCAGCCUGCUGUGUGACAACCUCUUCAGCAACCAGCCGUUCCAGCAGCGCAGCAGCGCCGUGCCGGAGAGCCCGCAGCGCUCUGAAAACGGGCGGGGCGAGGCAGAGACAGUUAUACCUGAGGACUACCUGGCUGAUGCUCCAAGCAGGAAGCAGUACAGUGUGGAUCCUGCCGACGCUGCCUUGGGCUCCACGUACACCGUGCGUCAGAGUCCUGCAGAUGGACACCCUGCUGGAGGCUCCUCUUCCUCCUGUAGCCAUCGUCCUGCCCACAUGGCUUCAGGGGGGUCCCCAUCUGCUGGCCUGCGGCAUCAGACCUCCAGCCCAACAAGGAAUGGGGCCUACCUUGAAGGAAACAGAAGUGCCUCAAGCCCUUCGCCUGAACAACAAGAUGCAGCUCGGCCAUCAAGCAAGAAUCCUUUGACCUGGACGGUGGAUGAUGUGGUUUGGUUUGUGAAGGAUGCAGACCCUCAAGCUUUAGGCCCUCACGUGGAGCUCUUCAGAAAACACGAAAUUGAUGGCAAUGCUUUGUUACUGCUGAAAAGCGACAUGAUCAUGAAAUACCUGGGGCUGAAAUUGGGACCAGCACUGAAACUGUGUUACCACAUUGAUAAGCUCAAGCAAGCCAAGUUCUAAUAAUUUCUUGAACAACAGAAUCUGAGCUAAAUCUAGAUGGAAGACUAAAGGUAACAUGUUGCCUUACAGAAAUGCAUUCAUUUGCAGAUUGCUUUUCCUUCUUUUUUAUCAAAGACUUUGUCUUUUUUAACAUUUGUGCAUUGUCACCUUUUUUUAAUCCAAUGGGAUCUUUUUGGGCCUCUCUGUGUUAAUAAUUUGCCAAAAAGUGUAUAAUUACAAUAAUUAUUUUGUAUCAUUAAUAUUAUUAUGAUUAUAGUAAGUCCUAUUUUUGUAACCAGAAGUGGGAAAUCAAAACCAAACACAGCUACAGCAUAUGCUUAGGACUGCUAGAAGACAAAGCAAGAGUCCCUCACUUGUCACCUCUUGAGGAGCAGUCGCUGACCUGCCUUGCCUGGGCUCCAGCCCCGCUCUCCAUGCUCCAGGGUUGGAAAAGCGCAGCGUUUUGUCUGAUGGGAACUGCUCCGUGUCUUGCACUAUCCGGAAAACUUGAAUUCUUCACGCAAACAAAUGAAAAACCAAACAAACAAGAACAAAGAAAA
Passer domesticus (house sparrow) is the source of this 2229-nucleotide messenger RNA. It is a transcript of the gene SCML4, whose product is annotated as Scm polycomb group protein like 4. Gene Ontology annotation, molecular function: chromatin binding; histone binding. The transcript is spliced from 8 exons. Gene Ontology annotation, biological process: negative regulation of DNA-templated transcription. Bases 431 to 1690 code for a protein of 419 amino acids. The record is from RefSeq and is a predicted model, not a curated record. Lineage: Eukaryota; Metazoa; Chordata; Aves; Passeriformes; Passeridae. Gene Ontology annotation, cellular component: nucleus.